CCGCCCGACGUCAUCGACUAUGACGGCGAAAUCACAUUCUCAAUGGCUCAUAACCUUCAUAUAAAUAGGAGGACCGGCAAGUCAAAGUCUCGUCAGUACAAUCUUCGGCAUGACCGCCCUCUCGAGCGAAAAGCUGCUGCAUGCAGCCAAGGAGACCGUGCUGCUGCCCUUCACCCUCUUCACUUUCUUCCUCUGGGAGUUCCCCAAAAGCUUUACCCAGUUUGUAUUGCGCGUCUUCUACGAGUUCAUCCAGCUCCCGAUUAUCUUAAUUUUCAAGCCGCCGCUUCCACCGAAAGAGCUCAAACGUCCACGCGGACGCAUUGCUGUCAUUGGUGCCGGCCUAACAGGGGUGUCGUCCGCGGCCCAUGCCAUAUCCCACGGGUUUGACGUUGUCAUCUACGAGAAAGAGAACAAAAUCGGUGGCAUCUGGACCUCUGUCAACAAGACCUCAGGUCUCCAGCUGAACUCGAUUCUUUACCGCUUCCACCCUGCCGUACUCUGGGCAAAGUUCUUUCCCCACCGUGACGAGAUCCUAAGCGAGAUCGAGAGAAUAUGGACAGAAUACCAACUUGAGGAUCGCACGCGCUUUGACACACGCGUUACGUCCGUGAGACGUGUUGCUGGCGGCGAGGGCGGCGAAGAGAAGCGUGCUCGCUCUAAGUGGCUCGUCAACGACCGCGCAGACGGCGAGUUUGACGCAGUGAUCGUCACUAUCGGGACUUGUGGCGAGCCCAACAUGGUGCAGUUCCCUGGCAUGCCUGGGUACAAGCCCAAAGAACACGCAAAAAACGAACAGAAGCACGACUCAGACAACAAGACCGAAGUGCCUCGCCAGGACCACAACUUUGAAGGCGAGGAACACCCACCAAAACAGGCAGCGUGGAGUUCGCAGAGCAAGACGAUGGAAGCUAUCAAGCCGAAGAGAGGCCAGAAUUCAAUAAGGGCACAGGGGUUUCCCAAGCUUGGCGACGCAUUGCAGGAAACUCCGGCCCAGGACGAAGAUGUGGCACUUCUGGACAAGAUUGGAGAUGUACACGGCGCGAGCACGAUCGUCGGGGGCAUGGCAGGCGCGUGGGAUACUGUUGAGGAGUCGACGUGGGAACUUGGGCGCGACCAAUCGAACAAGAAGGAACAGGGCUUCCCGCGCCCCGAGGAGGCUUAUACGCCGGGCCCGGAUGUGCAGGAAGACACGAAGCGGCCAGAGGAUGCGCAGAAUGAGACACAACGAAGGAGGAAGAAGCAGCACACGGCCGGUCACAAUCGCAGGGAGACCCACGACAAGAACCGAGACGCAGACGGCGAAGUUUUCGAGAAGCCGAUCCUGCACUCGUCCCAGCUCACGGCGUCGGGCACAGACUUUGGCGGCAAGACCGUUGCCGUUAUCGGGGGCGGUGCAAGCGCGGUCGAGGCUGUCGAGACUGCUCUUGCGGAAGGUGCACGGCACGCUAUCAUGGUCGUUCGCGACGACAAGUGGAUUAUUCCCCGCAAUACCUUCAUUGACACCCUGAUCGCUGCGCAGCCGUUCGGCAGGGAGAUGCCCCUGAGCUUCCUCUGGGAAAAGUUCAUCACACUAUGGAACUACCACGGCGUGCAGGAUCUCACGCCUGCGCACCUCGGGCUCUUCCAGGGCACACCGAUCGUAAACGAGGAGUUCCUGGACCACGUCCGCGCAGGCCGCUGCGAGUACGUGCGCGGCGACAUCGAGCGGCUCACGAAGGAUGGUGUGCGUGUGAGCGUGCGUGGGCGCGACAGCAAGCCCGGUGACGCGGGCGAGGAGAAGGAGUUCUCAGCCGACGUCGUCGUGCUUGCGACUGGCUUCAAACAGCCUGACAUGGAAUUCCUGCCGAAGGAGCUCUUCCCCGAAGGGUAUGAUAGGCCGAACUUGUAUCUGCAGAACUUCCCGACGGAGGACUGGAGCGUGCUCCUUACCAACUCGGCGUACAUAAACGCGAUUGGGACUGUGGGGCAUUUCCAUAUAGGCAUCUACGCGCGUAUCUUGAUGACUUUCCUCAUGGAUCCGGGCGCGCGCCCGACGCCGCAUGAUAUGAAGCUCUGGGUCGACGCCGUCGGCUUCGUGAAGCGUGGUGCCAAGAAAGGCGCAUUAGGAUUCUUCACCUACAUGGAGCUCACAAUCUGGCUCCUGCUCUUCCAUGUCUUCCGGCCAGACAGGCUCAGGUGGAUGUUCUUCAUUCUAAAUGGGUGGGGUGUCCCGCCCUUGAGCUAAGGGACUGCGAGCUCAGCAGACGUUGUUGGAUGAGAAUAGUAUGUGCUGGUGCAGACAAUUUGGACACAAUUACGGAAAUAUUGUAAGAUAUAUAUAUGUAAUAGAAGGCCCGGGGAUUGUAUAUGUAAGUUUCAUAUGUGUAUGUAGUUUUGACAUGUGGUGAAUUUUUCC
Molecule: messenger RNA, 2395 nt
Organism: Phanerochaete carnosa HHB-10118-sp
Lineage: Eukaryota; Fungi; Basidiomycota; Agaricomycetes; Polyporales; Phanerochaetaceae
Exons: 14
Coding region: 110-2224 (704 amino acids)
Source: RefSeq, a predicted model, not a curated record